UUAUUUCAGUGACGUGACGUCACGCCCUACAGUAGUGGUGAAGAUGUCGCUGACGAGUUUUCUCCCUGCACCCACCCAGCUGACUCAGGACCAGCUUGAGGCAGAGGAGAGAUCUCGUGCUCAGAGAUCUCUGUCAACUGCUUUGGUGUCCACCCGUAGAGAACCUCCUCCCUACGGCUUCAGGAAAUCAUGGGUGCCACGGGCCCUCGAGGACUUUGGAGAUGGAGGUGCCUUUCCAGAGGUUCAUGUUGCUCAGUAUCCUCUGGAAAUGGGCAGGAAGAAAAAGACCUCCAACGCUCUUGCUGUCCAGGUGGAUGCUGAGGGGAAGAUAAAAUAUGAUGCCAUUGCCAGGCAAGGGCAAGGCAAAGAUAAGGUCAUAUUCAGUAAAUACACAGACAUGCUUCCUAAGGAAGUGGUAAAUGAUGAUGCUCCUGAACUGCAGAGGCCCGAUGAGGAGGCGAUACAAGAUCUUACAGAGAAGACCAGGAUGGCUCUGGAGAAACAGGUCUCACAGAAAAUUGCGGCAGCCAUGCCUGUGCGUGCUGCAGACAAACAGGCCCCAGCGCAGUACAUCCGGUACACACCUUCCCAGCAAGGACUUGCGUUUAACUCUGGAGCCAAACAGCGGGUCAUCCGUAUGGUGGAAAUGCAGAAAGAUCCCAUGGAGCCCCCACGUUUCAAAAUCAAUAAGAAGAUUCCCCGCGGACCUCCAUCCCCUCCCGCUCCAGUUAUGCACUCUCCUAGCAGAAAGAUGACCGUGAAAGAACAGCAGGAGUGGAAGAUCCCACCAUGCAUUUCAAACUGGAAGAACGCAAAGGGUUACACUAUCCCAUUGGACAAGCGUUUGGCGGCUGACGGAAGAGGCUUGCAAACCGUUCAUAUCAAUGAGAACUUUGCCAAGCUGGCUGAGGCUUUGUACAUUGCAGACAGAAAGGCCAGGGAAGCUGUGGAGAUGAGAGCUCAGGUGGAAAAGAAGAUGGCGCAGAAGGAGAAGGAAAAGAAAGAGGAGAAGUUGAGAGAGUUGGCUAAGAUGGCCAGAGACAGGAGAGCCGGUAUCAAAGCCCAUGGUGACAAAGGUGGAGAGGAGACAGAGGUCAGGGAACGUGAUGAGAUCCGACACGAGAGGAGGAAAGAACGGCAGCACGACAGAAACAUCUCCAGAGCCGCCCCUGAUAAAAGGUCUAAGCUGCAGAGAGAUCAGGACAGAGACAUCAGUGAGCUCAUUGCUCUGGGUCAGCCAAACCCCCGCACCUCCAGUGAGGCUCAGUAUGACCAGAGACUCUUCAAUCAGAGCAAGGGCAUGGAUAGUGGUUUUGCUGGUGGAGAGGAUGAAGUGUAUAAUGUGUACGAUCAGCCAUUCAGAGUUGGCAGAGACAUGGCACAGAACAUUUACAGGCCCAGUAAGAAUGCUGAUAAGGAUAUGUAUGGAGAUGACCUGGACACACUCAUGCAGACCAACAGGUUUGUUCCUGAUCGAGAGUUUUCAGGUGCAGAUCAUGGACCUCGCAGAGAUGGUCCUGUCCAGUUUGAGGAAGAUCCUUUCGGUCUUGACAAGUUCUUGGAGGAGGCCAAACAGCACGGAGGAUCCAAACGAGCAUCUACCAGUGGCCGCUCCAAGGACUACGACCACGAGAAGAAGCGCAGGAAGGAGUGAGAGGCACUUUCGUUGCAGGAUCAAACCCCAUUCCCUCACACACAUACUGCAACCUUUUUGUUUUGUAAUUGUAAAUUGAAUGUUACAAUUUUAGUAGUUUUUUUAAGCCAUCCUCUCGAGUGUAGAUGUGCACCAUUUGUGGUUUCUUUAAUGCUUCUUCAAAGUGUAAAUCUAAAAGUCUUGUACUGCAAAACUGCCCUAAUAAAUUUCUUAUAGAGAAUGA
Paramisgurnus dabryanus is the source of this 1877-nucleotide messenger RNA. RefSeq names its product SNW domain containing 1 (gene snw1). The record is from RefSeq and is a predicted model, not a curated record. Gene Ontology annotation, cellular component: spliceosomal complex. NCBI's taxonomy places the organism in Eukaryota, Metazoa, Chordata, Actinopteri, Cypriniformes, Cobitidae. Gene Ontology annotation, biological process: mRNA splicing, via spliceosome.